Messenger RNA from Ilex paraguariensis (yerba mate), 4691 nucleotides. NCBI's taxonomy places the organism in Eukaryota, Viridiplantae, Streptophyta, Magnoliopsida, Aquifoliales, Aquifoliaceae. The record is from the annotation of a GenBank genome assembly.
AUGGAUACCGGUGAUCUUUAUAAAGCCGGUAGUAGUUUACGAGCACACAGUUCUUCGAUUUGGAGGGACAAUGCUAUUCAAGCAUUUUCUCGAUCUUCACGAGAAGAAGAUGAUGAAGAAGCUCUUAAAUGGGCUUCCCUUGAAAAGCUUCCCACUUUCAAACGAUUGAAGAAAGGUCUGUUGCAUGGAUCAACUGGUGUGACCAAUGAGGUUGAUGUAGAGAAUCUUGGGUUUGAACAAAGAAAGGCUUUGAUUGAGAGGCUGAUUAAAGUAGCAGAAGAAGAUAAUGAGCAGUUCUUGUUAAAGCUGAGGGAUCGAAUUGAUAGUAAUGGUUUUGUGUUCUUCCGUGGAAUUCUCAGAGUUGGAAUUGAUUUGCCUGAAAUUGAAGUUAGAUUCGACCAUCUAAAUAUUGAAGCAGAGGCUUAUGUAGGAGGCAGAGCUCUACCUACUUUCCUUAACUUCUGUGUUAAUAUAGUUGAGGGAUUCUUGAACAUUUUCCAUGUACUCCCUGGUAGAAAGAGGCAUGUAACUAUCCUCCAUGAUGUUAGCGGAAUCAUCAAGCCUUGCAGAAUGACAUUGCUUCUAGGUCCUCCAAGUUCUGGAAAGACAACACUCUUGUUGGCUUUGGCCGGGAAACUUGACCCUGAUCUACAGGUUUCCGGUAGGGUGACAUAUAAUGGCCACGGCCUGCAUGAGUUUGUACCCCAGAGAACUGCGGCCUACAUAAGCCAACAUGAUCUUCAUAUAGGUGAAAUGACUGUGAGAGAAACGUUUUCGUUCUCUGCUAGAUGCCAAGGGGUUGGAUCCCGAUAUGAGAUGCUAGCAGAGUUGUUAAGGAGAGAGAAAGCAGCGAAUAUUAAGCCUGAUCCUGAUGUUGAUGUCUUCAUGAAGGCAGUAGCAACAGAAGGACAGGAGGCAAGCGUGGUCACUGAUUAUUUUCUGAAGGUUCUGGGGCUGGAAGGCUGUGCAGAUACUAUGGUUGGGGAUGAAAUGAUAAGGGGCAUCUCUGGAGGACAAAGGAAACGUGUCACAACAGGUGAGAUGUUGGUUGGACCAGCAAAGGCACUUUUUAUGGACGAGAUAUCAACUGGUUUGGACAGUUCAACAACUUUUCAGAUUGUGAAUUCACUCCGGCAAUAUAUCCACAUUCUUCAGGGAACAGCCAUCAUCUCUCUCCUGCAGCCAGCACCUGAGACUUUUGAGCUGUUUGAUGAUAUAAUUCUUUUAUCCGAUGGCCAGAUUGUGUACCAGGGUCCCCGUGAGCAUGUGCUCGCGUUUUUUGAGUCCACUGGUUUUAAAUGUCCGGAGAGGAAAGGUGUGGCUGACUUUUUGCAAGAAGUGACAUCCAAGAAAGAUCAGAGGCAAUAUUGGGCACACAGAGAUGAGCCUUACAGAUUUGUCACAGUCAGUGAAUUUGCUGAGGCAUUCCAGUCCUUCCACGUGGGACGACGACUGGGAGACGAGCUGGCGACCCAAUUUGACAAGAGCAAAGGCCACCCAGCUGCUUUGGCAACCAAAAAAUAUGGUGUUCCGAGGAAGGAGGUCUUGAAAGCUUGUACCUCAAGAGAACUCCUCUUGAUGAAGAGAAAUUCUUUCGUCUACAUAUUUAAGCUCGGCCAACUUUUCAUAAUGGCAUUGAUUACAAUGACACUCUUCCUAAGAACCGAGAUGCACCGAAAUUCGAUUACUGAUGGAGGGAUAUAUACGGGUGCUCUGUUUUUCACUGUAGUCUUGAUCAUGUUCAAUGGUAUGGCAGAGAUCGCCAUGACAAUCGGAAAGCUUCCUGUCUUUUACAAGCAAAGGGAUUACCUCUUUUAUCCCUCAUGGGCAUAUGCUCUUCCCACAUGGAUCCUUAAGAUCCCCAUCACACUUUUAGAAGUUGGUCUUUGGGUAUUUCUCACUUAUUAUGUAAUUGGGUUUGAUCCAAAUGUCGGAAGAUUGUUUAAGCAGUAUCUGCUACUCUUACUUGUCAACCAGAUGGCUUCUGGAUUGUUCCGAUUUAUUGGGGCGGUGGGUAGGAACAUGAUUGUUGCAAACACAUUUGGGUCUUUUGCAUUGCUUGCACUUUUUGCAUUAGGUGGCUUUAUCCUCUCGCGAGAGGAUGUCAAGAAAUGGUGGAUAUGGGGUUAUUGGGCGUCACCAAUGAUGUAUGGGAUGAAUGCUAUUGCAGCGAAUGAAUUUCUCGGGAAUAGUUGGAGACAUGUUCUUCCAAAUACCGCAGAACCACUAGGAGUUAUGGUUAUGAAGUCUCGAGGACUCUUCCCAUAUGCUUACUGGUAUUGGAUAGGAGUGGGGGCAAUGUUCGGAUUCACACUUCUGUUCAACUUCGGCUUCACUGUGGCUCUCACUUAUCUCAACCCUUUUGGAAAGCCUCAAGCUGUUGUACCAGAAGAAAGUCAAAGCAAAGGAGAAUCUAUUGAGUUACCAUCUCGAGGAUAUAGCUCUGUUGGCGUAGUUUCAUCUCAGGAGAGAGGAGAUCUAAUUAGAAGUACUUCAUCUCGAUCAUCAAUGAGAACAGAAGCCAUUGACGAGGUCAAUCAAAACAGAAAUAGAGGAAUGGUUCUUCCAUUUGAACCAUAUUCUAUCACUUUUGACAAAAUUAAAUACUCUGUUGACAUGCCACAGGAAAUGAAAGAUCAGGGUGUUUCUGAAGAUAGAUUGAUGCUUCUGAAGGGUGUGAGUGGAGCUUUCAGGCCAGGUGUUCUUACAGCUCUAAUGGGUGUCAGUGGUGCUGGUAAAACAACUCUGAUGGAUGUGCUUGCUGGGCGGAAAACUGGUGGAUACAUUGAGGGUACCAUUACAAUUUCUGGUUAUCCAAAGAAGCAAGAGACAUUUGCUCGUAUUUCUGGAUACUGUGAACAGAAUGACAUUCACUCUCCUCAUGUUACUGUGUACGAGUCCCUGCUCUACUCUGCUUGGUUAAGAUUACCUCUAGAAGUUGAUUCUAAAACUAGAAAGAUGUUCAUUGAGGAGGUCAUGGAACUAGUGGAACUGAACCCAUUGAGGGGAUCACUAGUGGGGUUGCCAGGUGUAAAUGGCCUUUCAACAGAGCAACGCAAGAGGCUAACCAUUGCAGUGGAGUUGGUGGCAAACCCGUCUAUAAUAUUCAUGGAUGAGCCGACUUCAGGGCUGGAUGCAAGAGCUGCUGCAAUUGUGAUGAGAACAGUUAGGAACACUGUAGACACAGGAAGAACUGUUGUAUGCACCAUCCAUCAGCCAAGUAUCGAUAUCUUUGAAGCUUUUGAUGAGCUGUUCCUGAUGAAGAGAGGAGGACAAGAGAUAUAUGUGGGGCCACUAGGUCGCCAUUCUUGCCAAUUGAUAAAGUACUUUGAGGGAAUCAACGGAGUGAGCCAAAUCAAAGAUGGCUAUAAUCCAGCAACAUGGAUGUUGGAAGUUACUUCUCCAGCUCAGGAAAUGAUUCUGGGGGUUGAUUUUGCUGAAGGUUACAAAAAUUUGGAACUGCACAGGAGAAACAAGGAUCUGAUUAGUGAACUAAGUUCACCUCGACCUGAUUCCAAGGAUCUGUAUUUCCCUACUCAAUACUCCCAGUCUUUCCUCACCCAAUGCAUGGCUUGCCUAUGGAAACAACAUUGGUCAUACUGGCGCAACCCGCCUUACACGGCGGUGAGAUUUAUUUUCACAACCUUCAUAGCGCUGAUGUUUGGGACAAUGUUCUGGGAUCUUGGCUCCAAAAGGACCAAUCAGCAAGAUCUGUUCAAUGCAAUGGGUUCUAUGUAUGCCGCUGUUAUCUUCCUAGGGGUACAAAAUGCUACAUCGGUGCGGCCAGUGGUGGCUGUUGAACGAACAGUAUUUUAUAGAGAAAGAGCAGCUGGAAUGUAUUCAGCAUUGCCUUAUGCCUUUGGACAGGUUGUUAUUGAACUUCCAUAUAUCUUUGCUCAAGCAGCAGUAUAUGGAGUUAUAGUUUAUGCAAUGAUUGGAUUUGAAUGGACAGUCGCCAAGUUCUUUUGGUACUUGUUCUUCAUGUACUUCACAUUAUUGUACUACACCUUCUAUGGCAUGAUGACUGUGGCUGUGACUCCAAACCACAACAUUGCUGCAAUUAUAGCCUCUUCAUUUUUUGCAAUAUGGAACCUAUUUUCUGGAUUCUUAAUCCCACGCCCGAGGAUGCCUGUGUGGUGGAGAUGGUAUUCUUGGGCAUGUCCAGUUGCUUGGACAUUGUAUGGUUUGAUUGCAUCGCAGUUUGGAGAUAUAAAGGAAACCCUGGACACAGAUGUAGCAGUUGAAGACUUCUUGAGAAGUUACUUUGGUUUUAAACAUGAUUUUGUUGGAGUAGCUGCAGCCGCUGUUGCCGGGUUUGCUGUUCUUUUCACAUUCAUCUUUGCGUUUUCCAUCAAGGCAUUCAAUUUCCAGCGGCGAUAGGGAGCUUUUAGGAGCACGAGUCGCAGCCAUUUCCCCUGAACUUCGGAUUCCAAAAAUUGUGACUUACCAUGUCGAAAGUGGGUUUUAUUCCUUGUAUAUUGUAAUGUUUUGAGUUUCUCAUUGACACUUGAAAAAGCUGAUAUUCCUGAAAGCAUUACAUCACUAAAUAUGUGUAAGUUGUGUGUUUUUUUUGUUCCUUUUCCUCUUUGAGCUACAUAUAUACUUUGUUGUAUGAGAAUGAAAUUCAAUACAAAAGUUCUGUCAAAGUGACAUAGGAAACCCCAAAAGCUGAGUUACAUAUAAAAGUUCUC